Messenger RNA from Brenthis ino (lesser marbled fritillary), 1065 nucleotides. NCBI's taxonomy places the organism in Eukaryota, Metazoa, Arthropoda, Insecta, Lepidoptera, Nymphalidae. The record is from the annotation of a GenBank genome assembly.
AUGAGUGCAGAGUUACUGGAUAUAUUGAAAAAUGAGGUUAAAUCAGCAAGAGACAGAAAAGAUGGCGAAAGAUGGGUAAGAAGAAAAGAAGCUUUACGUGCGAGAAAAGGACCACAAUACGCUUUUAGAAAAGAAAGAGCGAGACGACAGAUAGAGACUGCAACAGAGUCAAAGCUCGAAACGGGAUCGCGUAAAUCACCUGCGCAUCCAUCUGGCAUCUCCGCCGGUGAGAGUGAAUGGAGCGGAGUAACUGGAGGGCCUCCAGCUGAGGUGGUACUUCGUCUACAUCCAUCUCCUUCUGCAUAUCCUGGCCAAACUUCACGGACGAACUUGUCGACUGCUGAAAUCGAACGGGAUAAGGCAACUGACUGUCCUCCACCAGAAGUCCUUCUACGAUUACACCCAACAAGAUCUACUCAGCCUGAUAUAACGAUUGCGAAUUUAUCUUUAAAUAAUAUUGAUGGUAGUGGAGUAGUGGUUCGAGCUGAAGAGGCCCUUAUAGUCGCUUUCGUUUUGCUGCUGUGGGUAGCGGCUAUAGCGCUCUUUUUCAACCGUUGGGGCAAGAUCAGGUGCGUCUAUAAACUGAUGUUAGAACCAUACCAGCCAAAAUUCCAACAACAACACCGACAAAGUUGUGCCCUUGCGGAAAACUCUGUUACAGUCCCUCCACACCACCGGGCGUCACUCUCCCGAGGCUGUGUGUCGUACGACUACGGUGGAUCAUUUCCUUCAUAUCAGCCUUGUGGAUACCUUGCUCAUCGUCCUAGACAGAACUCGGUGUUUGUGGGAAGCAUGGGAAUGGCUCUCAUACCUGAGAGUCCACCACGAAGGUCACGUUCGGCAGCUGACCUCCCCGCCCUGGCACCUGACAGCGGUCACACCCCCAGAUCCUCGAGAGCUGCAAGUCUUCAUAGUGCUGUCGACCUUCGAGUGUGUGCUCCAUCCCCCAGGACUUCACGAGCAGCAAGUCUUCAUUCAGAAGCACACGGUUCUGUUCAAGUUCAUGUCAGAGGUUCCACGACCAAUAUAAAUCGGAGCCCUAGACGUUUGACUAUCACUAACGUA